Corticium candelabrum is the source of this 1085-nucleotide messenger RNA. RefSeq names its product bromodomain-containing protein 3-like. Gene Ontology annotation, cellular component: nucleus; chromatin. Gene Ontology annotation, biological process: chromatin remodeling; regulation of DNA-templated transcription. The record is from RefSeq and is a predicted model, not a curated record. NCBI's taxonomy places the organism in Eukaryota, Metazoa, Porifera, Homoscleromorpha, Homosclerophorida, Plakinidae. The coding region runs from base 662 to 982 and encodes 106 amino acids. The transcript has 5 exons.
GCCUACAUUUUUCCGGCUACUCGAGACUAAAUUUCACUCUGUACUUUUCAGGGUCUACUCAUAUCUAGCUCAUAGUUUUUUGCUUAGUCUUAUAAAAAGGGAAGCGUUCUGUCGAUGCCACGUCGUUUUGCGCGCGAUUUGGCAUGUGUGAACGAGUCGGAAUGACAGACGCAGAUUCUGGUGCUGCCGGUAGGUAUAAGUCAAUGGAAGGAGCCGGCAUGUCGAUGAGAUUAGCGAACGACGCUCGUAGGGCGACGGGCACGCAGUCGAUAGAAAGGAACGGCUCACUGAUGGAUGGAUUGAAUGUUGAGUGUACGAAAUCUCUGUGAUGACUUGCACUUUGGCCCUUUGAUAUGACCAAUUUUUUGUUUAGUGAGGUGUGUUGCUGUGCGUGUGUUCUGUGAACGUGUGGGUCUCGUCUUUAGUCUCGUAGACUGUAUGGUUGUGGAGUACUAGUGUGAAUAGUGUGUUACUGCUUGCUGUCAAGAGCUGUCAAUUGGUGAUUGGUGAUUGGUGUGUGUGUGUGUGUGUGUGUGUGCGUGCGUGCGUGCGUGCGCGCGUGCGUGUGUGUGUGAGUGAGUGUGUGCGUGCAACAGAGAAAAAGAAAGUAGUAGCUCCAGUCAAUACACUCACCCCUUUUGGGGGAGCACAAAUUGCAGGAAUGCAGAGGUCAUCCGUAAAGAGACAAACCAACAAGGAUGCAAUACAGAGACUUCGUCUUGAAAGCAGUGAUGAUGAAGACACAGCCAAGCCGAUGUCUUAUGAUGAGAAGCUACAACUCAGUCGCAACAUUAACAAACUUCCCGGCGAGAAGCUUGGGAAGGUUGUCAACAUCAUUCAGCAGAGAGAGUCAAGUCUCAAAGACUCAAAUCCUGAUGAAAUUGAGAUUGAUUUUGAUACACUAAAACCAUCGACAUUACGAGAACUAGAGAGCUAUGUUGCAGUGUGUUUGAAAAAGAAGCGAACCGAUGAGCAUUUUUGAUGUCACUAACUGUGUGUGUGACUGUUUCGGUGGAGUCGUUUGAUUUUUGUUGGUGGAUUGAUUAUGAAAUAGACACAUUUACUUCCAUUGUGGAGACCCAUGA